AUGAAAGCUUCAAACUCAACUUUAAUUCCAAAUGGACAACGACAUCCAGGUCAAUUACCUUCGAAUUCACAAAAUCAAAUUGAACGACAACAGCAACAUAUACCAUUAGGAACGAAAAAAAAUAAACGAAGAAAAAAAUGCCACGGUAACCGUAAGUUACAACGAUUUAAAAAGAAAUGGCGUAAACGUGGUCUCACCGAAGAAGAAAUACAAAAAUUAAUUAAUGAAUAUAAUCAUAGUAAUCAAGAUAGAAAUCAAACUAAUAAUCGGAAAACGAAUUUACAACAAGAUACAACAGUUGAAAAAAUGGAAGUGUCCAAUGGCUUAAAUGAUAAUAUCAAUGAAAAUAAUACAACAACAUCAAAAUCAAAUAAACGUAAACAACAAAUGACACCCUCAUCAAGUCAACGAUCAACUUCACGUCCAUCAGUUAAACGAAUGAAAAGAAGCAAAUCAUCACAAAUUACUAUGACUCCAUUAAAAACAAAUUUCAAACUACCAAUCUACUUGAAAGCACAUCCAAAUCUACUA
Messenger RNA from Rotaria sordida, 531 nucleotides. The record is from the annotation of a GenBank genome assembly. NCBI's taxonomy places the organism in Eukaryota, Metazoa, Rotifera, Eurotatoria, Philodinida, Philodinidae.